This is a messenger RNA of Frankliniella occidentalis (western flower thrips), 2447 nucleotides long. RefSeq names its product F-actin-capping protein subunit beta (gene cpb). The record is from RefSeq and is a predicted model, not a curated record. Gene Ontology annotation, molecular function: actin filament binding. Gene Ontology annotation, biological process: regulation of lamellipodium assembly; barbed-end actin filament capping; cell morphogenesis. NCBI's taxonomy places the organism in Eukaryota, Metazoa, Arthropoda, Insecta, Thysanoptera, Thripidae. Bases 152 to 988 code for a protein of 278 amino acids. Gene Ontology annotation, cellular component: F-actin capping protein complex; cytoplasm. The transcript has 5 exons.
UCUUUCCUUUCGUAGUCUUUCGGUUUCUGGAAGGCUGUAGUUGAGGAAGGCGUUUACUUGCUUCUUGAUGACUGAUUCGUAUCUUUGACAAGUUUCUUGUUCAAGUUUUCUUUGAACUAAGUUGGUGUAGUUCAUAAAUUCACAUUCCAAGAUGUCUGAACAACAAAUGGAUUGUGCAUUGGACUUGAUGCGACGCCUACCUCCUCAGCAAAUUGAAAAGAAUCUUAGUGAUCUCAUAGAUCUUGUUCCAAGUUUGUGUGAGGAUUUACUGUCAUCAGUAGACCAACCCCUUAAAAUUGCAAGAGAUAAAUCAUUGGGGAAAGAUUAUUUGUUAUGUGAUUACAAUCGAGAUGGUGAUUCAUACAGGUCUCCCUGGAGUAAUCAGUAUGACCCUCCUCUUGAAGAUGGGUCUAUGCCCUCAGACAGACUUCGACAGCUAGAAAUUGAUGCCAACAAUGCGUUUGAUCAAUUCAGAGACAUGUACUUUGAAGGAGGAGUAUCAUCUGUCUAUUUGUGGGACCUUGACCAUGGAUUUGCAGGUGUCAUUCUAAUCAAAAAAGCUGGUGAUGGUUCCAAAAAGAUCAAAGGUUGCUGGGACUCAAUUCAUGUUGUUGAAGUGCAGGAAAAAUCAAGUGGUCGAAAUGCCCACUACAAAUUGACUUCUACUGUGAUGUUGUGGCUUCAAACUAAUAAAGCUGGAUCAGGAACUAUGAACCUAGGGGGCAGCUUGACAAGACAGAUAGAGCAAGAUACCCCUGUGAGUGAAUCUUCCCCACAUAUUGCUAACAUUGGACGACUUGUUGAAGAUAUGGAGAAUAAAAUCAGAAAUACUUUGAAUGAAAUCUAUUUGGGUAAAACCAAGGAUAUAGUUAAUGGGUUGCGAAGUACAACUCCCUUGGCUGAUGAGCGACAGCAAGCACUCCUUCGUCAGGAUCUUGCUGCAGCCUUACAGAGGAGACAAGCUAAAGGAGAAAGCCCAUCAAAUUGAACUGCAUUUCUCUCUAAAUAAAUCCACAGGCUUAUUUGGCUGUGACCACCGAUCAAGACUGGGACAGAGAAACAUCAUUUCGAGAGUUGCAGUGUUUUUUUCAAUAUUUUGAUGGGAUAGCUGUUGAUCAUGGUAAAUAAUACUUAUAGUGCACAAAUUUCACCAAGGACAUUGCUGAACAUUUUAUUUGUUUGCAAGCCUGAAUUUCACUGUAUUUAUGAAAUUCAUUUUGUUGGAUGGAUGUUGGAAUUUCAUGUGUGGCUUUUUUGGUUAAAUCUGCCUUUCCCUACAAAAGGGCUUGUGUGAAUAAUAUUUUGGAGCCAUAAAUGUUGGGAAGUAAUUUGCAGUUGUCUUAAAACGUAUGAAAAGUGGCCUCCAAUGUGUGCUACCGUGCUACUAAUGUGUGUGUACCAUGUACAUCUAGCAAACAGAGGCCUGUACAUUUUUUCAUGCGCCCUUUGUUAAUUUCCCAGUAUUCCAUCAACAAUAUUUUUUACAUAUUUUAUUAUUUCUAUUUUUAAUAACAAAUGUAACUUUCUAGUAUUACAUCUUCAGUCUUUGAUAAGAAGUUUCGUGGACUGUUGUCUCCUGUACUAACUUUAAGCUAAUUUGAAUGGACUGCAAUGCAUUUCUAUAAAAUCUAAUGAAAUGAAGGCUCUUUUGUACAUGUUUUAAAUGAGUCGAGUAUUUAUUCCUACUUUUGAGAUUCUGUGAUGAAAUUAUGGAAUGAAAGGGUUCAUUUCUCAGUUGAAAAUACAACCAGCAUGAACAUAGUUUUGAGAAGUUUUUGACAGCCAAGCCCUAUGUGAGCAAAAACUAAACUUUCGCUGAAUUUAUCAUUUACCUUCCAUAUUUUGUGAACUUUGCUUGCAUUGAACAUUUGCUCAACCUAAAUUUGAAACCUCUCAGCUCUCAGAUUUCCCGUUUCACCAAUGUUCAUUUUAUUGUAAUUACUCAACUGAGAUGAGUACUGUUGUUUUUUUUCCCUGUUGUGAUUCACAACAUCAACAAUGAAUUUGUUUUUAUUAAGAAAGGCUGAUCCAUGCAUAAUUAAGACAUGCAGACACAAGCAACCACUUUUAAAAUAGAGACAAGAGACGCCCUCUAGUACUAUUAUGAUGGUAAAAAUGUUUUAUGUAGAUUAAUUGUGGUCAUAAAUUACUGAGACUGUUGAUCUACUGAGGUCAACCAAAGCAGGAAAUGUUUGCAGUGAACUCUUUCUAAGAAUGUGUGUGUUUAAAUUGAAUGAAUUUAUGAGUCUGCAUAAAAUUAAAUUGAAAUCUUCUCACAGUGCAUUAAUCCUGUAUUGUAGUGUUUUGCAGCGUGGCUGUAACAAUGUUUGGUGCUUAUGUGUUAAGCGAAAUCUUUACCAACAUGGUUUGUUAUGGUUUUUUAUCUAAUUUCAUUGUAUUGAAGAUUUAUAUUAUGUUAUUGAUUAUUAGUAAAAUUUGCAAGAAUA